This is a messenger RNA of Cyprinodon variegatus (sheepshead minnow), 1481 nucleotides long. RefSeq names its product cytochrome P450 2F2-like. The transcript has 11 exons. Gene Ontology annotation, molecular function: heme binding; oxidoreductase activity, acting on paired donors, with incorporation or reduction of molecular oxygen, reduced flavin or flavoprotein as one donor, and incorporation of one atom of oxygen; iron ion binding. The coding region runs from base 4 to 1461 and encodes 485 amino acids. Gene Ontology annotation, cellular component: intracellular membrane-bounded organelle; cytoplasm. The record is from RefSeq and is a predicted model, not a curated record. Lineage: Eukaryota; Metazoa; Chordata; Actinopteri; Cyprinodontiformes; Cyprinodontidae. Gene Ontology annotation, biological process: xenobiotic metabolic process.
GACAUGUUUUUUUCAGUGUUUCUGUUGAGUCUCUGUGUUUUCUUCCUCCUUUUUCAACUUCAGCCUCGGAGACCCAAGAACUUCCCACCAGGACCCCCCAGUGUGCCUCUACUGGGAAACCUUUUAUCCCUGAACAUAAAGGACCCCUUAAAUGACAUUGAAAGGCUCAGACAGUCAUAUGGAAAUGUCUACAGCCUGUUUUUUGGUCUGAAACCAGUUGUUAUCAUCAAUGGGUUUAAGGCCAUGAGGGAGGCAAUGGUGAUCAAAGCUGCCGAUUUUGCUGGAAGGGCGCAAAACACUUUUCUUACUGCCAUUAAUGACAGCAAAGGUGUGAUAACGGUUGAUUAUAGCCCGCUGUGGAGGGACACUCGACGCUUUAUUCUGAUGACUCUGAAGAACUUUGGUUUGGGAAAGAAGUCGAUGGAAGACAGAAUCCAUGAAGAGAUUCAAUACACAAUUAAAACACUAGAAAACAACAUUGGUAAAGCCUUCUGUCCUCAGUUUGUGUUUCAUAAUGCUGUCUCCAACAUCAUCUGCAAGGUGCUGUUUGGAACACGUUAUGAGUACGACGAUGACACGAUCAAAACACUUAUUCAGUGCUUUAAAAGGAUUAAUAAAAUACUCAAUGGACCAUGGGCUCUGCUCUAUGACUCCAUCCCUUUAAUCCGCCGCCUGCCGUUGCCCUACAACACAGCCUUUGAGGAUGUUGAGCUUAUCCUGGAUAUCGCGCAAGAUUUGGUGAAUGAACACAAGAAGACCAGAGUCCCUGGAGAGCCGCGAGAUUUUGUUGACUGCUAUCUGGACGAGCUCGAAAAGAGAGAUGAUGAUUCCACGUUCUUUGAGGAGCAGCUAAAAAGAGUCACUCUUGAUCUCUACUCUGCUGGGACGGACACCACCUCCAACACCCUUCUGUCUGGGUUUCUAUAUCUCAUGAAAUACCCCCACAUACAAGAACGAUGUCAGCAGGAGAUAGACCGGGUGCUGGAUGGACAGGAUAAGGUCUCUUACGAGAACAGACACAACAUGCCUUACACGCAGGCUGUGAUUCAUGAGAUUCAGAGGAUUACCAGCUUAGUCCCUCUCAGUGUCUUUCACUGCACGACUAAGGACACGGAGCUCUCGGGAUACUCCAUUCCCCAGGGUACAAUAGUCAUCCAGAAUCUGACCUCAGUGCUGAGAGAGGAGGGACAGUGGAAAUUCCCUCACGAGUUCAACCCUGAAAACUUUCUGAAUGAUCAGGGAGAGUUUUUAAAGCCACAGGCCUUCAUGCCUUUCUCAGCAGGUUUUCGGAUCUGCCCUGGAGAGGGUCUUGCUCGCAUGGAGCUCUUCCUCAUCCUAGUGACUCUGCUGAGGAAGUUCAAGUUCGUCUGGCCAGAGGAUGCAGGAGAACCAGACUUCACGCCUGUCUAUGGAGCAAUUUUGAGUCCAAAACCUUAUUUAAUGAAGGUCCAUCUGAGGUGAAACCAGUUAGUGGUUUUGAG